Molecule: messenger RNA, 1360 nt
Organism: Trichobilharzia szidati
Lineage: Eukaryota; Metazoa; Platyhelminthes; Trematoda; Strigeidida; Schistosomatidae
Source: the annotation of a GenBank genome assembly
GAGAGAGAGAGAGAGUUAUAUAUGCUUUAUCCAACCAUCUAUCCAACCAUACACAUAGAUAGAUAUAACAUAUAUGUGGUAUACAUUCAUCUAUUCAUUUAUAUAAAUAUCUAUAAAUAUUAUUCUUAAUAUUUACUAGAAUUUAUCAUUAUCUACCUUAAAUGUGUGUAUAAUAAUAAUACUACUAGCUCAGUUAUUAAUAUGAAUAAAUAUUGAAUUUUGAAUUGCACAUUUGUUAAUUUGAAUCAUUUUCUCUCUCUCUCUCUCUAUCUAUCUGUCGCUAUCGCUAUCGCUGUCGCUGUCUCUCCCUCCAUUGUGGUGAUUUAAAAAUUACGCGCUACAAUUGAUUGAUUGAUUGAUUCAAUAUUACAACAUUUAAACAACACACCAAAAAACAUACGAAUAAAUACAUAAAGAAGAGAAGAAAUUUACAAUAAUUAUUUAAUAAUAAUUAACCAAUAUAUACAUAAUUUCACACGGAAAUAAAAACAAAAAUUCAAGGAGAAAGAAAUAAAAUAUUUCUAAUAAUUGAACAUCGAACACGAAAGAAUUCAAAAAACAAUAAAACAAAACAAAACAAUUAUCCAACGGAAACAAUAUAUUCACAAUAACAAACCAACAAACAAACAAAUUUAAAUUCUUCUGUGUUCAUUCUGGCAUAAACAUAUUCAUAAAUUAUUUCUUUUUAUUCUAAAACAAAAAGAAAAAUCUUUUUUCAAAAAAAAACAAAAAUCCAACCACAAUGCUCAAUGGUGAGAUAUUACACAUGGAAGACAAUGAUCUUCGUGAAGCCUUUACUCUAUUCGAUGUAAAUCGUGAUGGUCGUAUCACUGAAACUGAAUUGGAAUCAGUUCUUGGUUUCCUGGGAGUGAAAACAACUCGAGAAGAAGUGCGUAGAAUGAUUCGAGAUGCUGACUGUGAUGUAUUUGUCGUCGUUGGGAUAGUAGAAUUUUCCAGUUGUCUGGCUGGACAGGUGUUGAAUCAUUCCUAUUACUCGUGUUCUCUCUCAGUUGACUCUGAGCACCCACUCUACCAGCAGCUCCAACCUUGUGUCUCCUCAGGUAAAACAAGAAGUCUUUACAGAAGACUUUAUGCACGUAAUGGAACAGUGGAAUUUGAUGAAUUCCUCCGAAUGAUGCGAAGAUAUUCACAAAAUCAACGAUCGAAAUCUCCUGAUGAUGAACUUCGUGAUGCAUUCAACGUAUUUGAUCAAAAUGGUGAUUCCGUGAUUGAUUUCGGUGAAAUCAAACGGACAAUGCACUUUCUAGGUGAAGCUGUCACUGAUGAUGAAGUACGCGAAAUGAUUAAAGAGGCUGAUCUGGAUCAAGAUGGAUUGGUUGAUUUUGAAGAUUCUAUUUAA